Molecule: messenger RNA, 681 nt
Organism: Arabidopsis thaliana (thale cress)
Lineage: Eukaryota; Viridiplantae; Streptophyta; Magnoliopsida; Brassicales; Brassicaceae
Product: RING/U-box superfamily protein
Exons: 3
Coding region: 1-681 (226 amino acids)
Molecular function (GO): ubiquitin-protein transferase activity
Source: RefSeq, marked reviewed
AUGAGUUUAGAGAGUGAUAUCAAAGAAAGCAAACGAGUCGUUGAACCAUUUGAUGAUGACGAUUGUGCGGUUUGUUUGGAGCCGUUGGCUAAUGAUGCUGACGAACGAACUGUUGUUAAGCUUCGAUGUAGCCACAAGUUUCACUUAGAUUGUGUUGGUUCAUCCUUUAACAUAAAGAACAAGAUGGAAUGUCCAUGUUGUAGACAGAUUGAAAAAGGGAAAUGGUUGUUCGCAGAACCUGUAGAUCAACUGGAAGAAGAUGAUAUGUCACCACUCGACAUGCUAACCAAUAUGGUGAGUCCUUCUUUUCUUCAUAUUGAUGAUGGAAUCUUCACCAAUAUAGCUAGUGUGUUAUUUCCAAAUGCUCUGAACCAAAUCAGUAACAAUGCCAACGUGAGCAGUAACCCAUUGGGUGAGCCGCGUAACACUUUGUUGGACACAAGGAUGCAACGUCAAGUCGACGAACAUGUAGCCUCUACUGUCGAUAGCGAACGUCGUUUACCCGACAUGCUGUUUGAACUUCAUGACAGGACUGGGGGAAGUGGACCAAGUGGUUAUGGCCGUGAAAGAAGCGGUGGGGAAGGCGGUGAAAACAGUUGUGGUGGGGAAGCGGUGGCGGAGGAAGAUCAGGUGGGGGAAGCAGCAGAAGGGGCGGAAAUGAUGGAUAAUUUGAACUUUUAG